UUAAACUACUUGAUUUAAAACCCAGAAAAAUUGAGGGAGGAAUAUAAACAUAGAAUCUAUAUUGCUAUUGUUGGUCUACCUUUCCCACUUCCUUCAAAUGCUGACUCGACCAACCUGAAAGGCGGCCAGUGUUCAGAUUAUUGAGGUCAGAUUACAGUCCCUUCCAGACAUCUGUCCCUGUGUCACCACAGCGCUCCCUCUCAGCGCUGUUAAGCCUGACGGGCUCCAGCCCACUUAGUACAGAUGGGCCUCCUAUUUAUCAUGUCAGAACCCCUGCUUUAGUUGGGACCUAAUAAAUUAAAUUAGACUGAUGAGAAGCAUUUUGAGGCCAGACGUGAGAAAUAAAAUCACAAUAUGAUCAAAAUACAACUUGGCAUACGUGAAAUUUAAGGGAGACAUGUAGAGCUUUUCUGGAAUUUCUUCAAUGUUUCUGAGACAAAGUGGACCACUGCUAUAAAUAUACCUUUCGCUUGUCUCACAUGCCAUUUGUUGUCUUAAGGACUGCGUCAAGGGAGAUUAAGGUAAUAGGCUUUCUUCCGCACAGCCGAAAGGCAUGCCCUGCUGUUACCAACCUGCUUCACAUGCUCAUCCAGGAACAUGGACGUGUUUUAUGCCAUAUUUGGUAUCUUCUUGGUGUUUAAUAUCAUCACCACUGGAUUCUCUACUUGUCUGCUGGGUUGCUCCUGCACUAAUGAUAACUUAGGAAGGUCUUUACUGUGUAUGGAAACCCCCAUGGGACACAUCCCAGAAAACAUCCCUAAUGAUUUCACUAAAAUCAGAAUUGAAAACUGCCACCUGACUGAGGUACCCCGAGGUUCCUUCUCUCAAGUUCGUGCCUUAGAGUUCCUCUGGCUAAAUUUCAAUGAGAUCACCCUGAUGAACAUCAAAAGCCUGGAGGGGCUCACCAGCCUGACUGAGCUAAGGCUACAAGGCAACAAGCUGACCUCAAUACCAUGGACGGCAUUUCAGAGCACUCCCAGACUUAAAAUUUUGGACCUGAAGCACAAUCGGCUAGAUGUGUUGCCUGAGAAUGCUCUGAGACACUUGCCUGCACUGACCUACUUAGAUUUAUCCUUCAAUCAGUUUAGCAUCAUAUCAAAGGAGGUGUUCACAAAUUGGCCUCUUUACCAAACAGCACAGAAAGCAUGGGGGAAAGAAGGCAUGGUGUCCAAUGUGGUUUUAUCGUUACAUGAUAACCUCUGGUUGUGCGACUGCCGUCUUAAAGGUUUUGUUGAAUUCAUCCGAGAGGUAAGCCCUCCUAUCAUCCUCAUGAACUCUUACUUGAAGUGCUCCAGUCCAGCCUCCAAAGUGGGCAAGUAUUUCUAUGAGGUCCAACCGAAAACAUGCAUGAAGCCAGUGGCCUCCGUCACAGAGUCAAACAUUACUUUAUCUCUGGGAGUAAAUGCAACUCUGACGUGCCUUGUCAAAGCCAGGCCACUUCCAAGCAUUCAGUGGCUGUAUCCUCUGAAGAUUAUCAGAGCAUUUGCUUCUACCCAGACUCAGAUAGAUGACGAGGCCGUUACAUCCCAGUUGGUGAUCCCAUCCGUGCACCUAGCAGAUCGCGGACUCUACACUUGCAUGGCCAACAACUUCAUUGGCAACUCCUCUGUCGGAAUCUCACUCAACAUUGAUUCCCCCAACUCCUCAGACCCUCUUCCACCACCUGUACCCAUGCUGUCAUCUGAUGACAGUCCCCACAUUGAUAUUCGCAUCGCCAAACAGACCAUCUAUGGCAUCACCUUGGAGUGGUAUGCCAUAACGGACAACCCUGCAGAAACGUGGUUCACCAUUCAUUUUGGCAAAUACGAUUCACCCAAGAAAGAGAUGAUCUUCAUUGGUCCUGGCAUAAACAGCUACUCGGUCAGUGACCUGCUUCCUGUCACCAAAUACGAGGUGUGUGUUGCCCUGAAGAACCACCCACCCAGAGAGGGCCAGUGCAUUGUCUUUGUGACAGGUAGCGACAUUAGUGAGCUGGAGCAGAGGGAGAAACUCAUCCACAUAAUUGUCAUUGUAUGUGCCAUGGUCCUGGCCGUGCCGGCAGGCAUGUACGCAUGCACCACGGAGGUUAGGUUCAGCUGUGUGGACCGCUGUGUGGAUCUGUGGAAGAAGCGCAGGAGGCGUGCCGAGAAUACAGAGGGAUCAGAAAGCCAGAACACCUUUGACAGUCUUCAGGCGGCCAGCGAUGAAGCCCUAUGUAGGGAGUCUGAGGAAAAACCAACAAAGAGGCGGAAAUCUGAAGACAGGUGCAAAGGGGGAAGUGCUGCUCACUUGUAUUAGAAUCAAAGUGGGAAACUACAGGGGUUGGACAAUGAAACUGAAACACUUGGUUUUAGACCACAAUAAUUUAUUAGUAUGGUGUAGGGCCUCCUUUUGCGGCCAAUACAGCGUCAAUUUGUCUUGGG
Molecule: messenger RNA, 2402 nt
Organism: Girardinichthys multiradiatus
Lineage: Eukaryota; Metazoa; Chordata; Actinopteri; Cyprinodontiformes; Goodeidae
Product: leucine-rich repeat, immunoglobulin-like domain and transmembrane domain-containing protein 2
Exons: 3
Coding region: 598-2277 (559 amino acids)
Molecular function (GO): protein binding
Source: RefSeq, a predicted model, not a curated record